Rotaria socialis is the source of this 2376-nucleotide messenger RNA. NCBI's taxonomy places the organism in Eukaryota, Metazoa, Rotifera, Eurotatoria, Philodinida, Philodinidae. The record is from the annotation of a GenBank genome assembly.
AUGAAUGAUGAUUCCAGCUUAGGUGUAUCAAGUGAUUCUCAAAAUUUGAAUAAUGUUAUCGUCGAGCCUGAUUGUGCAGCAGAAAGUAAUGAAUUGAACGCAAUUGAUUCUCGACCAGACACUAAUAACAAGGAUAUUGGCUAUUAUAUAUUAAAUAAAUUGCCAAUUGACGAUAAUUUGAAAUAUUCUUUAUUAACAAAUCAUUUUAAACCAAAUGGAAAAUACUCAUUUCCAACUGCAUAUUCAAAUGAUCAAAAAACCUCUCGUCGAUUCCUGAUAAGUUGGUUAAAUGAUAAUUCAUUUCUUGCUUAUUCACCAUAUAUUGAAGGCUGCUAUUGUAUAAAUUGUGUAUUAUUUCGCAACGUACAAGGGCAGAAAUUGGAACUGUUUGUUGAUACACCAUGCUAUAAAUACAAACAUUUGAAGCAUUUUAGUACAUCGUUAAAAAGCCAUAUAAAUUCACAAUUUCAUCAGAACUCAAUGAUUGCCACAGACAAUUUUAUACGUACAUACAAAGAUCCAUCAUUAUCAAUUUCAUCAUUAAUUGAUAAAAAUCGAAUUGAAAAAAUUAAUCGUAACAAAGCAAUAUUAUUAUCAAUAAUUAAAAUAAUAAUUACUUGUGCACGUCAAAACAUUCCCAUUCGUGGCCAUAGCGACGAGAGCAUCAGUGAAAUAAGGAGCAAUGUUGACGAUAUUAACUGUCCUGCUGGAUCAAAUUUUAUUGCAUUAUUAAAACAACGUAUUGAUGCUGGUGAUGAAAUUCUUCGUGAUCAUAUACAAUAUGGACCUAAAAAUGCGUUGUACACUAGUUCGCAAGUUCAAAAUGAAAUUAUUGAUUGUAUACACAAAUAUAUGCUGAACGACAUUUUACAUCGAAUAGAAAAUUGUUUAUUUUCGAUAAUUGUCGACGAAACGACAGAUGCAUCAACCGUCGAACAAGUAAGUUUUUCAAUACGGUAUUAUGAUAAUAAAACAAAUGAUAUAAGAGAAGACUUUUUAGCAUUCAUUGAAGCUGUUUCAUGUACUGGUGAAAGUAUAUCUAAUAUUAUUCUUGAUUAUUUAAGAGCGUAUAAUUUACCAUUUGAUAACUGUAUAGGUCAAGCCUACGAUGGAGCAUCCAACAUGGCAGGUAUCUAUAGAGGCUGCCAAGCGUUAAUAAAACAAAAGUGUCCAGAUGCUGAUUAUUAUCAUUGCUCCAAUCAUUGCCUCAGUCUUGCCCUGAUUGAUAGUUGUGGCAUUGCACAUAUACGUAAUAUGAUGGGAACAAUUAAAGAAGUUAUUAAUUUUUUUUCAGAUUCACCAAAACGAAUGCAAGCUCUUCGAAGCGAAAUCAAUGAUUAUCAAGGAGAAUAUGUUAGUUUAACAAACAGAAAACGAUUAAUUAGUCUAUGUGAUACUCGAUGGGUCGAUAGAAACACAUCAAUCGAAACAUUUUUAGAAUUAUAUAUUCCCAUUAUCAAUACAUUAGAUAAGUUUAGACAUGGAAAAUUGAAAGAUCCAACAGCUGAGCAAUUAUUCCAUGCUAUCAAUAAUUUUCAGCACAUUAUUUCAACUUGUAUUUCAUGUUUCUUGCUAUCUGAUAUUGUUCCAAUCAGUCGGCUACUACAAACUGAAACAUUGGACUUUUCAUCGGCUAAUCAACAUGUUGAAGAAUUAUUACAUAAAUUUGAACAACGAAAGCUUCAAGCACAAGAUUACUUUGAUAAUGUUAUUUAUAGUCAUGCUGGUGAAUUAUGCAAAGAAUUAUUUGUUACACCAAUUAUACCACGUCAUGCAGUAUUAAGUUAUCGAACACAAAAUACGCCGGUGCCCAAUCCAGAAAUAUUUUAUUGUGAUCGUGUAUAUUUGCCAUUCUUAGACGAAUUGAUUAAUAAUAUUAGUGGUCGAUUAUCUAGUUUAAAAUGUGAAAGAAUCAUUUUAUUGAGUAAACUGCGACCUGAAUUAAUUCUACGUGAAAAUUCAUUUGAAUUAUCGAAAUCCUUAUCCAAACAAUUUGCUGAUCGUUUACCAUCACCAUUACAAUUAAAUUCCGAAUUAGAAAGAUGGCAAAAAAAAUGUAACGAUUUGCUUAAAAUGAACGAAGAGCGGAAGAAAAAAUGGAUAAACGAACUUAUUAAAGAAGCAGACCACGUUUUAUUUCCAAAUGUUCGGUUUUUAUUAAUAUUUUUAGCAACAUUACCGGUUUCAACAGCGUCAGCUGAACGAAGUUUUAGUAAAUUGUCAAGCAUCAAAACCUAUCAUCGUUCGACAAUGAAACAAAACAGGCUAAAUGGAUUAGCUAUGGCAUACAUUCAUAAAGAUAUUAAUAUGGAUGCCGAUGAAAUUUUAAAAAUUUAUUGUCAAAAAUAUAAUCGUCGUCUUGAUUUUGGCAUGUAA